AAAGUAAGUUUUUCCCAUUUAAAUCUUCUAUUUAUUUAUUUUUACUGUUGUGAAAUGUAUAAAUUUUAUUUAUUUAUUUAUUUAGAUUACUGAGAAUCGGUACUACUCUUGCAUGGGAAGAAACCUAAGCUACAUACCAUAUAGCAUAUCUUCUUCUGUUCAAACUUUGGAUUUCAGUUUUAAUAUUUUGAAACACUUGAAGAAGACUGUUUUCCCUGUUUUGUCUUUCCUGGAAGUUCUUGAUUUGUCAAGAUGCCAAAUCCAGCACAUUGAAAAUGAUACUUUCUACAAUGUGAAGAAUUUGACUACUUUGAUUCUUACUGGAAACCCUAUUACAUAUUUUGGACCUGGAUGCUUUAAUUCUUUACAUAAUCUACAAAGACUAGUUCUUGUGGAUGUUGGUCUCUCAUCAUUAGAGCUUCAAAUAAAUAACCUAACCAAGCUGCAGGAGCUUAGAGUCGGGACAAAUAACAUCCAGUCCAUGUCACUCCCUGCAUUCAUGAGCACGUUCAAAGACUUCAGUUUACUUGAUCUACAUGCCAAUAAUAUAUCCGUCAUCACAACUGAUCACACUGCUGUGUUGCGAGAGAUCGGCAGAAACAUGACUUUGAUUCUUUCUUGCAAUCCGUUAUUAUACAUUGAACCAGGAGCUUUCAAAGACAUUUAUCUCAGAGAACUGAACAUCCGAUCUGCCUUUGUUUCACCUGCUGCUCAGAAAGCUGGUCUAAAUGCUCUGUACGGUCUUAAUGUAAAAAGGCUCAUGUUUGGAAAGUACAGAAAUGAUUACAAAAUUUUGUCAUCAGAUGCAAACUAUUUAGAUGGUCUUUGCUUUAUUAAUUUUCAUGAGGUAUAUUAUUAUAUGAAAGAAAAACAUACUGUUCCAGUUAAUAUCUUUCGCUGUAUGAUUAAUGCAACAAUUGUAGCUGUGAAAGGUGGUAUAAUUCGUGAAAUAGCAAGUGUGCCAUUUCUUAAAAUCAAGGAGCUUUAUUUGAUUUCCAAUCAGUUAGAUACUGUUCCAGGCAAAAAACUUGCACAUCUCCACACUUUAGAAAAACUAGUGUUUACAGACAACGUUGCAAUCCAAAUUCCAGACUUCAUAAACAUGCGCAGUCUUCAGUAUGUGGAUCUGAGUUCAAACCAAAUUACAUUAACAUCAUGCUGCUCAUUUUUUUCUAGAACCCCUCAGUUGAGGUAUUUAAAUUUGAGUCUAAAUCCACAAAUCGGUCUUUCUGUAGGACCAUUUGAUGGACUUGAUUCCCUUGAGAUUCUAGAUUUCCAUCAUACAAGGGUUGUGGGUAUGGGAUAUCUUUCUCUUUUCUCUAACUUAAAGUAUUUGAGGUAUCUAGAUAUUUCUUAUUCAAGUAUCACCUUUAUUAACAUAUAUUGCUUCUAUGGACUGAAGAAUCUAAAUGUUCUAAAGAUGGCCGGCAGUCAUUUUCAAGGUGAUGUAGCAAGAUAUUUGUUUAAUAAUCUCACUUUUCUAGAGCAUCUUGACAUGUCAUAUUGCCGUGUGGUAGAGUUGCAUCCAAAUUCAUUCAAAAAUCUUCAAAGGCUUAAGCUUUUAAAUUUGAGAGGAAACUAUUUAAUGACUAUAGAUUUUCUGGCCCUCACAAACCUGAAACAAUUAAUUUCACUUUAUGUUGAUAAAAACAGCAUUACUAGCAUCCCACUUCAUGUUCUCCAUUCGUUGCCCACAAACCUUUCAGAGUUGGAUUUAUCCUAUAACCCCAUUGAUUGCUCCUGUUCCCAGACAGAUUUUAUUUUGUGGAUAAUGGAAAAUCAGAAUGUUUUGAAGAAACCAGACAAUAUUUUCUGUAAAACCUUUUCACCAAGUUCUGAUUUUAGAGCAACAGACUUUGAUAUUGACAGCUGUGUGCACAAGAAAAGACUCACAAUCGUUUUAUCGCUAAGUUUUGUUACAGUAGUAGUUCUUUUGUCAUUCUUGGUUUACAGGUUUCAGUUUUAUCUUCAGUAUUGCUGUAUUCUACUGAGAGGCUAUAGAUCACCUGGACUGCAAGAAUGUUCCUAUGACGCAUUUGUGAUUUUCUCCAGCUAUGAUGAAGAUUGGGUCAUGAAUGAACUGAUGGAGAAUCUGGAGAACAGUGUUCCACCGAUUCAGCUUUGUCUUCAUAUGCGGGACUUUCAGGCAGGGAAGUCCAUCGCCUCCAACAUUAUCGAUGAAGGUAUAAUGGGCAGUCGUAAAGUCAUUGUGGUCGUGUCUCAACACUUCAUUGAUAGUGCCUGGUGUCGCUUUGAGUUUGAAUUAGCUCAGUCUCGCUUUAUGAUGGAACGCAAUGCCAACAUCAUCAUCAUCAUUCUGGAAGAUGUGGAAGAGACGAAGACUAAGAAAGUGUUUGGACUUCAUAAGCAUCUGAAAAAGAACACGUACCUAAAGUGGAGCAGAGAUCCUCUGAGUAACAUGAGAUUUUGGAUACGCCUCAGAAAAGCUAUUUUUGCCACAAACCAAUAAUAUU
Carassius gibelio (silver crucian carp) is the source of this 2474-nucleotide messenger RNA. Its product is annotated as toll-like receptor 4. Gene Ontology annotation, cellular component: membrane. Lineage: Eukaryota; Metazoa; Chordata; Actinopteri; Cypriniformes; Cyprinidae. Gene Ontology annotation, molecular function: protein binding; lipopolysaccharide immune receptor activity; lipopolysaccharide binding. The coding region runs from base 113 to 2470 and encodes 785 amino acids. The record is from RefSeq and is a predicted model, not a curated record. Gene Ontology annotation, biological process: inflammatory response; defense response to Gram-negative bacterium; immune response. The transcript is spliced from 2 exons.